This is a messenger RNA of Scomber japonicus (chub mackerel), 1440 nucleotides long. Its product is annotated as low affinity immunoglobulin gamma Fc region receptor II-b-like. Gene Ontology annotation, biological process: cell surface receptor signaling pathway. Bases 7 to 891 code for a protein of 294 amino acids. The record is from RefSeq and is a predicted model, not a curated record. The transcript is spliced from 9 exons. Lineage: Eukaryota; Metazoa; Chordata; Actinopteri; Scombriformes; Scombridae. Gene Ontology annotation, molecular function: transmembrane signaling receptor activity.
GACACCAUGGAGGUUACCGCUUUCCGCAUCAGACUGUUGAUCAGUGUGUUGAUUCUGCUGGUUGCACAUGUUGAGGAAAUUGAUCCUCAGCCGUCUGUUGCAGAUGUUCGUAUUGUUCCGUCCAGACUGCAGCUCUUUGUAUAUGAAUCUGUUUCAUUUACCUGUGAGGGGUCUGCUGGCUCAGCUGGAUGGAAAGUGAUGAACAACAAGGGAGUCAUUAAAACAAAUCCAAAUCCUAAUGUAACCUGCAAUAACUGUAUUGAUGUUGCCAUUGAAUCAGACAGUGGAGAGUACUGGUGUGAAGGUGAAAAAGGACAAAGAAGCAAUGCUGUCAACAUAACUGUCACUGCUGGUUUAGUGGUCCUGGAGAGUCCUGUCCUUCCUGUGAUGAAGGGAGAAGCUGUGACUCUGCACUGUAGAAUUAAGAAAACCUCCUUCAACAUCACAGCUGAUUUCUAUAAAGAUGGCAUCUUCAUCAAGACUGAGUCCACAGUCUACAUGACCAUCCAAAGUGUCUCCAAGUCCAACGAAGGUCUCUACAAGUGCAUCAUCUCUGGAGCUGGAGAAUCACCAGAGAGCCGGUUGGCUGUGAAAGAUCAAUUGGAGAUCCCAAAGGACCAGGAGGACUCAGUGAACCAAAGUAAGGAUCCAUUGGUACAACCUGCAGACAAAACAGAAUCUCAGAAAGAGAUGGAAUUUCCCCACUUUUACUUCAUCCUGAUGUGGUCUUUUAUGGCCCUGAUACUGACGCUACAGCUGCUGGUGAUAGGACUGCUUUACCAGAAGAAACAGCUAGUCUUACUUGAGGCCCAGAUGAGUGAUCCACACAAGGACCUUUAUUCUGUCGUCAACAAAAAACAUGAAAAAGAAAGACACUGCAGAUGCUGCUGAUAAUUUGAGUGUCUGCCUCGACAAACCACAGCAGCAAACGACAGACAGAAAAGGUCACAGAAGAAACACCUGACUGAGGGACAUAAAAGUGUUUACUUAAAGUGUUCAGUGUAUAUCUGAAAAAUUGUAUCUAGUUCAAAGAUCUUUUUUUAUUUCUUCAUGAUAACUGUGUAAUAUAUUGUGCAUUUAAUGGCAAGUUAAACAACAAUUUAUGCUCAGUUUUCUUUAUUUAAUUGUUUUCUUUUAGUUUGAGUGUGAUAGCAGGGAUCAUCUGAGCGCUUCAGCUAACUCAAAGUAUCAGUGUCUAUUUUUAAGAAGCGUCAGUGUGUUAGUGGAAAGGUUAAACCACGUUACUGUAGGUGCUCUGUGUGUUCACACCAUUGUUUCCGAGAACAAAGCUGCACCUGCACGUGUUUGUGGUCAACUGCUAAUGCUGUGCUGUUAUAUCAGUUUGAAAUAAAUAGACACACUGUUUUAACUGUCAAGUUCCUUUGAAUACUCCAUUUGCAUAACAAUGUUUUUCAUUAAUUUGUAGAGUAAUGUAUAAAA